Messenger RNA from Coprinopsis cinerea okayama7#130, 2949 nucleotides. RefSeq lists its product as hypothetical. The transcript has 6 exons. Lineage: Eukaryota; Fungi; Basidiomycota; Agaricomycetes; Agaricales; Psathyrellaceae. Gene Ontology annotation, molecular function: histone H4K20 methyltransferase activity; protein binding. Gene Ontology annotation, cellular component: nucleus. Bases 1 to 2949 code for a protein of 982 amino acids. The record is from RefSeq and is a predicted model, not a curated record.
AUGAAUGUUCACGACCUCUCCCGGGACGACGACUUCCUCAGCCACCUCCUAGUCGAGAAACUGGGAACUGGUCAGGUACCGCUGGUCGUUCAUAAGAUGGACCCUUCAGCAAGACUGCCCAAAACCGACGCCGAUGAACUCAUGAGUCUCGUUCGACGCUUUGUUAUUACCAAGGCGCCCGUUCAGCAGGCAGUACGGCAGGCCGUCGACGAACUCCUCACCUUUCCCGCCGUUCGCUAUUAUUUGAAAUCAUAUACCCAAAAGCAGAUCAACGCCUUCGCCACACAUGCUUCCAGGUACUUCGAGCUCUACCACCCUUCUGGGGUUAUAGAAAUCGCCCACACUUCUCGUUAUUCUUCCCAUACAGGGAAGUCCGAACUAUGCGUUCUAGCCACACGACCCCUUUCCCCAGGAAUGGUCAUUACCGAACUGAAGGGCUCCAUGGCUAACUUGACGGACGAGGAGGAUAAGGAGUUGAAGAGGGCUGGUAUGGUUAAUUCGGACAUUCGAAGGGAUUUCAGCGUUAUCCACUCAAAGUCGAUGAAGAAGAAUCAUCUAUUCCUGGGACCUGCCAGAUUCGUGAAUCAUGACUGCGACAACAACUGCGAAUUAUUCCGGGAAGGCCGCUAUAUCACAUUCAGAGUUCUCAGACCUAUAGCUGUAGGCGAGGAGAUAACAGCGCAUUAUGGGGACGGUUACUUUGGCAAGAAGAACAAGCAUUGCCUGUGCGAAACAUGCGAGAAGAAUGGACGUGGUGGAUACGCUCCAGUGGACCCAGACGACGAUGGGACUUCGUCUUCUAGCUCAGAUUCGGAUUCAGAGUCAGACUCUGAAAGUUCAUCGAGCGACGCCGAGAGCGAGGCCGAGGCGGAGCCCAUACUCAAUCUCAACGAGAGGCGGACCAGGCGCGGUGUUUACGCUAUCACCGCUGCCAAGGAUGAAGAUAGCGAAGAUAGCGAGAACGAGAACGAUGACGACAACACUGUACCACUAGCCGGAGCGCGAGAUAUCCCAGCCGACAGUGAAGUCGAGCUGACCGCAGAUCUGGACAGCGCCUCAGAGCUAACUUCAUUACCCACCUCCAACCCCCCGUCCGACACACAUUCUCUCUCAUCCCUUUCCAGCCUACCUGUCUCUCGUUCAUCGUCUUCCCUUACCUCGCUGUCCUCUUCGUCCUCAGACGAGGCGAAGGUAGCAGCUUCCCUCACUACGACCACGACGCGGCGUCAAAGUAGGGAAGCCGCUAGCAGAGCCAGCACUUCUCAACUGUCGUCGACUCCUCUUAGACGCUCCACCCGAGCCACCAAUUCCCUUCUCGCGUCGUCGCGUAGGUCCACUCCUGUGAACGGAAAGGAGCGCGCCACUAGGACACCGGUCUCCAAUUCGUCGUCCGCCCGUGGUCGCAAUACGCCGCGAAGGGAGGACACCGUCGUCAAGGAGGAAGCGGAACAGCGAGUCCUUCGCAUGCGCCCGUCAGGUCCUAACGCUGCAGAGCCUUCCAAGGAAGGUCCGGAGAAGGAACCCCCUCGAGGUCCAGAUGGAAAGAUAUUGCCAACUUGCUCCACAUGUGGUAAUAUCCUUCCUGUUAUCCUGGUCGACUCCAAAGUUGUCUGGGGCCUAGGUCUUGACAGUAAGAAGGCGAAGAAGAAGAAGCAGGAUUGCCCAAGGUAUCUCUUAAAUUUCCGUCGAUUCAUAGGACCAAAGCUCACGCAGGAACCCAGGUGUAUGCGCCAUUUUGCCAUCUACCAGCAAACAUGGCCAUCUCGGGUCCCGGGACCCGGCGCCGUUCUUCCUCCCCCUCGUGCAACUACCCCCUCUGACCCUGUUGCCAAGUCCUCGAAGAAGGUUCUCAAAUACCUUCAGAAACAGGCGGAAGUGUCCAGGUCGUUGGCCGCAUCCAAGGCGACAAAUAAGCGCGAGAGGGAGCAGGCGGUUGAGGAGAAUCCCCGUGCUCAGAAGAAGCUGAAAGCGGAUCCUCCUCCUCCGCUUGUCAAGCUCAAGCAGACUCCGGUUUCCAACUCCACUUCCACAUCGACCACCGAGAGCGAGCCAGUGAAGCGAAAGCGUGGACGGCCCCGUCUGUCCUCCCCUCGCUUCCGACCCAAGGUGAAGCCUCUCUCGGAGGUCGUCGUGAAAGUAGAAGAGGAAGCUCCCGAGAUUCCUGCUAAACGCGUCUUUUCUCAGCCCCGCGCCCAGAAUGGACGUUUCGGAAAGAAGGACAAAAGUCAGAAGAAGAAACCCGCAGAUUCCGCUACUCCCAGGUCACCCAGGGUCAAGAAGGACGUACCGACCUCGCCCACCUGGACCUCGCCACGCCGUAAACGCGCGAACGACGACAAUGAAGAUGUCCAGAUGGCAGAAGAUUCGCCGAAGAGGAAACACGUUCGUACGGAAGAGAUGGAGGAACCAAACGAGAAGGAGGAAUCCAGCGCUCCGAAACCACAUCAGCGGGUCAUGCCACGCCCCACUUCGACUUUCAGAGGACCGAAACUUUUCUCAAACCCCAGCCCCCUGAACUUCGCAUUGCAUGCCUGGGCUGGCCCGGUUAUCCUGGACGAGUCGUCGGAAGACGAAGAAAGCUCCACGCCUGAAACCCCUGAAGAUAUUCAAUCUCCAGGCCCCGAAAUCGCAGAAGACCCCGAACUCAACGCUUCAACACUCCUACCAGCCCCUGUCCACCGCGCACCACUUAUUUAUAAGCCUUCGCCAUUCACAUUUUCCAAACGCCGUUGGGUGUCUUUACCCCAGCUCCCGGAACGCCUUGCCAGUGGCGACAGCGUCGUCGACGACAAGGAAGAUGAUGAUGACGAUAAAGAGGAGGAGGAGGAUGUCGAGAACAUACCCGAGCAUGCUGUUAGCUCUAGAAAGGAGAGGUCCAGCUCCGCGAGCGGACAUUCGUUUACUCCCCGCUGGACAAAGUCCUUCCUUGUAAAUAACGACGUGAGUUAA